Prunus avium (sweet cherry) is the source of this 1386-nucleotide messenger RNA. NCBI's taxonomy places the organism in Eukaryota, Viridiplantae, Streptophyta, Magnoliopsida, Rosales, Rosaceae. The record is from RefSeq and is a predicted model, not a curated record.
AUGGGUUUACUUCUUGAAGGCAAUGGCAUUAUGGGGUUUCUUGAUGGUUCUGCUCCAUGUCCCCCUCAAUUUGUUGAUUCUUCUUCUGAUUCUGCCACAAGAAUUGUCUCUAAUGCCUACAAGGUAUGGAAGAUUCAUGAUAAAGCGUUAAUGGCUUUGAUUACUGCUACUCUCUCUGCUUCUGCAAUUUCUUGCAUUAUUGGGAGUCAGAGUGCUACAGAUAUGUGGACUAGUCUCAAAGAGCGUUUUGCUGAUGUCUCUAGAGCAAGUAUUUUUCAGAUGAAAACUGAUUUACAGAAUAUCAAGAAAGGGUCUGAGUCGAUUGAUCAGUAUUUCCAGAGGAUUAAAGAUGCAAAAGACCAACUUUCUACAGUUGGGGUUGAUAUUUCUGAUGAAGACAUUGUAAUUCUUGCCUUAAAAGGUCUUCCUUCUGAGUAUAAUACUGUCAAAGCUGUUAUUCGAAGCAAAAAGAAGGUGGUUUCUCUGAAAGAUUGUCGCUCCCAACUCAAGGCUGAGGAAGCUACCCUUGAAGAGACUGCACGUCAAGUUCCACUGUUGACUGCCAUGGCUGCUACACCAAUUUCAAGUUCUACCUCUAGUAUGGCUUCAUCUUCUAUUGGAUCACAAGCAUCUGCCGGUGCUUACCCCCAUUUGGCACCUUCUCAGUUUCAACAAUCCUAUCCUCCUCAAGGGUCUCAGGGAUUUCAUUCUUCUCAAGGCUAUUCCUCUCAACAAGGGUAUCGGUCUCAUAAUCCUAGGCCUAAGGGUAGAGGGAAGUUGUUUUAUGAUCAAGGUCCUCGAUUUCCUCCUCGGAAUUCUUUCUCAAAUUCCUCUACUGGAAUUCUGGGUAGACCUCCCUUUCCUUCAUACAAUGGUGUUCCCACUUGUCAGAUUUGUAACAAGAAGGGUCAUAUUGCAGCCACUUGCAUCCAUCGAUCUACUACUCCUCAGUUUCAACCUCUUGAAGUGGAUCCUUGCCAAAUCUGUGGGAAAACAAAUCACAUUGCUGCUACUUGCUUCUAUAGAGAUAGUCCUUCUUAUCCAGGUUCUUCCUCCCAAGGCAUCACUGCUAUGACUGCUCAGGUUCAUCCUUCUAUGCCUCAGCAAGAAUAUUGGAUUGCUGACUCCGGUGCAACCAACCAUAUGACAGCCGAUAUCUCUAAUAUCUCUGUGGCUGCUCCAUAUCCCACUAAUGAGACCAUUGCAACUGCAAAUGGGGCAGGUAUACACAUCGCCCAUAUUGGAAAAUCGUCUCUUAUUACUCAUACACAUUCUUUUGCAUUGAAUUCUGUCUUACAUGUUCCACAGAUAUCUGCUAACUUGUUAUCUCUUAAUCAACUCUGCAAGGAAAACAAGUGUCGAUGUAUUCUUGAUGAUUCCUCUUAG